This is a messenger RNA of Ostertagia ostertagi, 861 nucleotides long. NCBI's taxonomy places the organism in Eukaryota, Metazoa, Nematoda, Chromadorea, Rhabditida, Trichostrongylidae. The record is from the annotation of a GenBank genome assembly.
UUUUAUUCCUACGAUUUUCAGGACGCAUCCGACUCAGACGAGAAUCGAACUGUGUCGAUAUUCAUUGAUCGGAUCUACAUUCCUGAAUUUUCUCGCCUUCUUCAUCCCAGUUACGACAAUGUGAAAGUAUACGUUGAUUGGUUCUUCUUGGACUACCCACUUGAAGAAUCGAGAACUCCGGUGGCGAUUCCUCUUCCGCGGAUUCCGGAUUCACCUGGACUAUUUGUGUAUAAGAAAGAGUUUCACCUGUCGCGACGGAGGGUUGCAUUACUCGACCAAUGGUUAGAGCUUGGUAAUCGUUUGGAUUUCACGCUGGUAACAGAAGGAGAUGACAGUGAAGAACUAGCCGUAGCACAACUUGAACUCAGCCGAACCGCUACUGAUGAAACGACGACAAUCCAAUUUCUGGACAUCAACGGCGAGCACUACGCCGAUUUGGAUCUCGUCAUCACUUACUCACACAGAGAUUUUCGAUUGUUUACGAGGUUGAUGUGUACACCAAACGCUGUGAUGGCUCCCGUUGCUAAGAAGCCGCAGGUUAAGAAAAAUGCUGAGAACAUUAACACCCGAUUGUCUAUGGUCAUGAAGACUGGAAAGUAUGUCUUGGGAUACAAGCAGACUUUGAAAGCUCUCCGUAAUGGCAAGGCUAAGUUGGUUAUUAUUGCCAACAACACCCCACCUCUUAGGAAAUCCGAGAUUGAGUAUUACGCCAUGUUGGCAAAGACAGGUGUUCAUCACUACAACGGUAACAACAUUGAGUUGGGGACCGCUUGCGGUAAGCUGUACCAUGUGUGCACGCUUUCCGUAACCGAUGCAGGAGAUUCGGAUAUCAUCCGAAGUAUGCCAUCAGAGACGGCGUAA